AUGACAAUGUCUAAAGCUGCGGUGGGCAUAGCCGUUGGUAUUGCUGGAUUAUUCGUUGGUUACUGCUUCUACUUUGAUAAAAAACGACGAAGUGAUCCAGAAUUCAAAAAUAAAUUACGCGAACGGAGAAAAGCUAAAAAACAAGCACAGAGAUCUGGCACGGUCAUUCCUGAUUUAAAAGAUCCCGAAGUCGUACAAAAGUUCUUCCUUCAACAAGUUCAGUUGGGCGAAGAGUUGCUUGCUAACGGUGACUUGGAGGGUGGAAUUGAGCAUUUGGCAAACGCUGUUGCUGUCUGCGGACAACCACAAGAACUCUUGAGAAGGCUCGUAUCACAAACUACGAUGGCUGAUGAAGAUGUUGAAUAA
This is a messenger RNA of Cotesia congregata, 366 nucleotides long. NCBI's taxonomy places the organism in Eukaryota, Metazoa, Arthropoda, Insecta, Hymenoptera, Braconidae. The record is from the annotation of a GenBank genome assembly.